AUGCCCAAGAAGUCUGUAGUAAAAUAUAAUCGUCUUACUGAUGAGAUAGAUAAUCGACUACUAGCACAUAUUAAAAAGAUAGAACUAGAUAACAAAGGCGUUGUUAUAACUUCUAGCGUCGUCUCUGAAUAUGUGCGGAAUGCAGACUAUCGAUUUAGACGUAUGAAGAAGAUGCAACUGGAAAAGAGUAUUGAUAGAGUAUUGAAAACGCUCAAAAAGCAACGUCUUGAAGAACAGUCUGCAUCGUCAGUGGCAGCGCAAAUUGAUGAUGAACAGAUCGAGGAUGGUUCUCCGAGUGACAAUUCAGAUAUUACUAAUGAGGAAGAGGAUUCGGAUUUUGCACAACUUGAAGACGUUCGAUUGAUGGAAGUAAAAGACACGAAUUCUAUGAAUAAUUCUAUCACACGACUUUGGUCACAACGCCUCGCGCAAUCGUCUGAUUCCCCGCAGUUGGAAGUUGAUUCUACUCCAAAGGAUGCUGACACAUCAGAAAUUAUUUCAGAUUCACCAGCAAACCCGUACGCUUUAAGAACGCCUUCCAAGACAGCAAUUGUUACCAAAGAUGAUGUUAUGCCCGAAAAGCGAUUGCCAAAAAACAAAAGAAAAAUAACUCAGGAAUCAGAAUCUUUUAUAGAUGCUAAGAAACUAAAGGCGAGAAGUUCGUCAGUUCCCCGUGCCCGUCUGUCGGAUUUAGGCGGUGUCGAUGCUUGUAUUGAAGAGGUUCUUGAAUUGAUUGUCAUGCCUUUAGCCCAUCCAGAGAUUUAUUUGCAUACGGGAGUACAACCGCCCAGAGGCAUUUUAUUGCAUGGUCCGUCCGGAUGUGGAAAGACAUUACUUGCUCAUGCUAUUGCAGGGGAGCUGGGUGUUCCUUUUGUAAACAUCUCAGCACCAUCUAUAGUGUCGGGGAUGUCGGGAGAAUCAGAGAAGAAAGUCAGAGAAGUCUUUGACGAGGCGAAGGGAUUAGCGCCUUGCUUAAUCUUUAUUGAUGAAAUUGACGCGAUAACGCCAAAACGAGAAACUGCACAACGAGAGAUGGAAAGACGAAUUGUCGCACAGUUACUUACUUGCAUGGACGAUCUGUCAUGGGACAAAACUGAUAACAAGCCAGUCUUAAUAAUCGGGGCAACGAACCGUCCCGACUCUUUGGACCCUGCAUUGCGCCGAGCUGGAAGAUUUGAUAGGGAGAUAAGCAUGGGUGUGCCCGAUGAAGAAGCGAGAGAAAAAAUUUUGAGAGUCAUUGCAUCAAAACUAAGGCUUUCUGGUGACUUUGAUUUCAAGUCACUAGCAAGAAUGACGCCUGGUUAUGUCGGUGCUGAUUUGAAUGCACUAACUGCUGCUGCUGGCGUUAUUGCUGUUAAGCGAAUAUUUCAGCAAUUCGGCAAUGAUAUUACAUCUACACAAAAGACUGAUGACGAUACGGACGCGAUGAUAACAGAUGAGGGAGAUAUACUGACACUACAACAACCGCCAACUCCAACCACUACUAUGUUAACAUCGCAUGCAGAACCUUUAGUACUAUCGAUCCCGUCAAUAUCUCUGGAAUUCAGCAAUCGCUCCCCAACGGAACAACUUCGUUCCAUAUCUGCCUUUCUUCGAAACCAUCCGGAACCUCUCACACCUGUAGAACUCGAACCGCUCUCUAUCACAAGUGACGAUUUUAUACAAGCCCUUUCAAAGGUCCAACCUUCAUCUAAACGUGAAGGCUUUGCAACCGUCCCUGACGUCGCAUGGAGUGAUAUUGGCGCCCUAAAGUUCAUUCGAGAGGAACUCCGAAUGGCUAUUGUCGAGCCGAUUAAGCAUCCCGAAUUCUUCCAAAGAGUAGGGAUAACUGCACCAUCGGGCGUUUUACUUUGGGGUCCGCCAGGAUGUGGGAAGACACUAUUGGCAAAGGCUGUUGCCAAUGAAAGUCAUACAAGUUUCAUUUCUGUCAAGGGUCCAGAGCUAUUGAACAAGUAUGUGGGUGAAAGUGAGCGUGGAGUUCGACAGGUCUUUGCACGUGCACGAGCAUCUUCUCCAUGUGUAAUAUUCUUUGACGAACUAGAUGCAUUAUGUCCGCGCCGUGAUGACUCUAAGUCAGAGUCUUCUGCACGUGUCGUAAAUACACUACUCACCGAACUCGAUGGAUUAGAAAAUCGAAAACAAGUUUAUGUCAUUGCAGCUACUAAUAGACCAGAUAUCAUUGAUCCGGCAAUGAUGCGUCCAGGACGACUUGACAAAUUAUUAUACGUCGAAUUACCAACUGCUCCUGAACGCCAAGAAAUCUUACGAACAUUGACAGCAAAAACUCCACUCGCUGCCGAUAUAGACUUUAAAAAGGUUGCGGAAGACCAACGUUGUGAAGGCUUCAGUGGCGCUGAUUUAGCUUCCCUCGUUCGCGAAGCUGCAGUCGUUGCCUUGCGGGAGACAUUCUACGCGAAGGAUUCUAUGACUUCAAUAUCUCCCAAUGAAAUUUUUGUUACCGCAGAAAACUUCGAAGCUGCCUUUGCAAAGGUUGCUCCAAGCGUUUCCAAGCAAGACAAGAAGAAAUAUGACACCCUAAGAGUUAAGUUUGGAUGUGCUACAGAAAGCAAAGUUGCAGGGAGAGAUAAUCCCAUAUAA
Messenger RNA from Paraglomus brasilianum, 2598 nucleotides. The record is from the annotation of a GenBank genome assembly. NCBI's taxonomy places the organism in Eukaryota, Fungi, Glomeromycota, Glomeromycetes, Paraglomerales, Paraglomeraceae.